CCCAUGGCCACCAGACAGCUCCUUGACGGUGGCCAACAUGAACUCUCUGACUGUGAUUUCGGUGGCGGCUCUCGUGGCUAGCGGCAGCGCCUCCUUGCUUGCGUACAACGGCGUAUAUGGAGGCCAUCACGGCCUUCUUGGCGCCUAUCCUUACGCAGGGUAUUCUGGUGUGGUGCCCUACGCAUACGCAGGUGGCCUUCCCGCAGCUGCUCCUCUCUCCCUCAAAACACCUGUAAUCAAGACCUUGGCUCCUACACCUAUCUCUUACAACGUAGCUCCUGCACCUGUCUCCUACAACGUAGCUCCUUCACCUGUGUCCUAUAACUUGGCUCCUGCACCUGCUUCCUACAACGUAGCUCCUGUCGCACCUGUAGCACCUGUCCAGUCUCAGUAUCACGCUCAGGAUGAGAUCGGUCAGUACUCCUUCGGUUACGCCGGCGGUGCAUCUUCACGCGCUGAGUCUCGCGAUGCCUUCGGUGUUGUCCGUGGUUCGUACAACUACGUGGACUCUGAGGGCAAGGUUCAGACUCAGCACUACGUGGCUGACGCCCUUGGCUUCCGUGCGUCCGGCACCAACCUUCCCAUGGUUCCCGACGCCCCUCUGGCCGCCCUCCCGGCCCCGUCCCCGAACCCGUCCAGGACACUGCUGAGGCCUACAACGAAGCCGCCGCCGCCGCCGCUGCCGCCCCAGACACCGCUAAAGAGUGUUUUAGAAACUGCAUCAUAUCUGUGCGUAGAGCUCUCGCCAGCAGAUAACAGCAUCAAGACUCUAGUCAGUUACGAUCGAGAGUUGACGGACGUGUAUGAGAUACCUCUGAAUAAAAGUUUCUAUGAAGGUAUACUUAGACAAGCAAGUUCAUCAUACUUUUCUGUUCACCCUUCAUUACCUGCAUCUUAUAUGAGUAAAAAAGUAUAUGCACUUAUCCAGGACAUGUGCCAUACUCUAUUGAUAUUAGUCAUAGAAUAG
Molecule: messenger RNA, 967 nt
Organism: Penaeus vannamei (Pacific white shrimp)
Lineage: Eukaryota; Metazoa; Arthropoda; Malacostraca; Decapoda; Penaeidae
Source: RefSeq, a predicted model, not a curated record